Molecule: messenger RNA, 832 nt
Organism: Rhizopus microsporus ATCC 52813
Lineage: Eukaryota; Fungi; Mucoromycota; Mucoromycetes; Mucorales; Rhizopodaceae
Exons: 2
Coding region: 90-602 (170 amino acids)
Source: RefSeq, a predicted model, not a curated record
AGCAUCAAUUUUGUAUAAGAUUUCUUUUUACGUAAGUAAUCAUCAUUUUAUAUUCCCACAAGUUUUAACAAUCAUCUUUGCUCAAUUGUAUGGUGACAUUAUUUAAGAAAGAUUUGGAAAAGAGGAUCGCCAUCAGCUAUAACAUCGUAUGGCCAAUAGCCGAGUUUGCAGUGGAUGCUCUAAAAAACACUGAUUUCUCUUUCGUCUGUGGAGAGCAUACUCUGUUUUCUUGCAGCGAAGAGCGCAAGGCUGAUGGUGCAAUUCUGUUUCAAAGUAGCAUAGAAAUCUGCUUGUUGGAAGUUUCUGGCAAGUACAAGCUAAAUGACAUUUCUCGCGUUAGUUACGAUCAUGUGAAAGGCUGCUUUGGCGUGCUGACGAUGCUGAAUGCCAUCAUCAAGAAAUACUAUAAAGCAACAAUCCAUACAUCAAUGACUCUAAAAUCGCUAUUUCUCCAUGCCAGAGGGGAGUGCAUCUUUUUGUGGAGUCUUGAGAUUUGCCACAACAAGCUGUAUGCGUUUCAAAAAGUAUAUCAGACUAAGGUUCCCCUUUCUUUUCAGUAUAAUCUUAUGAUGCGUCCUAUUCUAUAUCCUGCAUCAGAAUAGUUGAUUCGCAAUAAAAAGCAACAAAAAUUAGACGAGCAAGAACAUGACACCCAGGUAGAAAGCUCAAGCUUUAUCAAUUACUAUAUCUUACGAGAUGUUUCAGAUUUAUCGACUGAUUUAUUUGAUCAAGGUUUCUGGUACCGAGUUUGUAGAGUGAUUUAUGGCCGUUUAACAAUAGAAACAUCACAGCAAUAUUACCCUAGACUGUGUCAUCUUCAAGCAAUAUAUAC